GAUACUCUUUGACUUUUCCGUCAGAAUAAGAAAGUAGGACAACAACUCAAAAUUUUUGUUAACAAGACCUGUUCAAGAUUUAUUUGAAUUUCAACCUUAAAUAUGUCGGACAAGAAUUUGACAGCUAUCCUAUAUAAACAAGGAGACAUUCGUUUAGAAGACAAAGCCAUUCCAGAACCCCGGAGAGGACAGGUACAGUUAUGUAUGCAAGACGUGGGGAUAUGUGGCUCAGAUGUACAUUACUGGCAGCAUGGUGCUAUUGGUGAUUUUGUUGUUAAAGCUCCCAUGGUACUUGGGCACGAGGCCGCUGGUGUUGUAAGCAAAUUAGGCGAAGGUGUCACUUCUCUGAAAGUUGGUGACAGAGUGGCUAUAGAGCCUGGUGUACCAUGCAGAUGUUGUUCAUAUUGUAAGAAAGGCCGCUACAAUCUGUGUCUAGACAUGAAAUUCUGUGCCACGCCCCCUAUCGACGGGAAUCUUGCCAGAUUCUAUGUACAUGAUGCAGACUUUUGUUUCAAAUUACCAGAUCAUGUGAGUACAGAAGAAGGAGCUCUGCUGGAGCCAUUGUCAGUAGGUGUUCAUGCAUGCAACAGGGGAGGUGUUACACUCGGUAGUAAAGUGCUCAUUUGUGGUGCAG
Ruditapes philippinarum (Manila clam) is the source of this 634-nucleotide messenger RNA. Its product is annotated as sorbitol dehydrogenase-like. The record is from RefSeq and is a predicted model, not a curated record. Gene Ontology annotation, molecular function: L-iditol 2-dehydrogenase (NAD+) activity; zinc ion binding. Gene Ontology annotation, biological process: D-sorbitol catabolic process. NCBI's taxonomy places the organism in Eukaryota, Metazoa, Mollusca, Bivalvia, Venerida, Veneridae.